GCCGCGGACCCUUUAAGAAAGCUCCGCCCGCGCGCUCGCACGCGGGUGACGUCACGACGGGCGACCAAUAGGGUUGCUCGUUGCUGGCAGGAGGGCCGGACCCCGCGGGCCUGGGGGAGGAGCGUCGGGGCCGGGCCGGGGCCGUGGCCAUGGGCUGGGAGCGGAGCCCGCGGCCGCCCGAGGCCGGACGCGAGCCGGAGCCGCAGCCGGAGGCGCCGAGGGAGCCGAGCGGCUGAGCGGUCCCCGGAGCGCCCCCCCCGGCCGGGCCGCGCUGGAGCCCGGCGGCUGCUGCUCGGCCCCCGGCGGCCCCCUCACGCCGCCCAAGAAGAUGAAGAAGCGCAAGGAGCUGAACGCGCUCAUUGGCCUGGGCCCCGGGGACGGGCGCGGCCGCAGCCGCCGCAGCCGCCGGGCCUGGAGGGGCGCCGCGGGCCACCGGCUGCUGCGCACCGAGCCGCCCGCCUCAGGCUCCGCGUCCAGCUCGGAGGACGAGGACGAGGACGACGAGGACGAGGACGAGCGCGGCGGCGGCGGCGGCGGAGGGAGCGCCCGCGCGCGCUUCGCCAGAGGGGACUAUUUCCGCUGCUGCAAGGUCUGCUACCCCCUGUGCGCCUUCGUGAUCCUGGCCGCCUGCGUGGUGGCCUGCGUGGGCCUGGUGUGGAUGCAGGUGGCCCUUAAGGAGGACCUGGACGCCCUCAAAGACCAGUUCCGAAGCCUGGAAUCUAAUCAGAAAAGCUCAUUCCAAGAGAUCCCCAAACUAAAUGAAGAACUCCUCCGCAAACAAAAGCAGCUGGAGAAGAUUGAAUCUGGAGACCUGGGCUUGAGCAAAGUCUGGAUAAACAUCACAGAAAUGACCAAACAGAUUGCUUCAUUGACUUCUACAGUGAACCACCUCAAAGCUAACAUCAAAUCGGCUUCAGAUUUGAUCAGCCUGCCUGCCACUGUCGAAGGCCUUCAGAAGAGUGUGGCCUCUAUUGGGAGCACCUUAAACAGUGUUCGUCUGGCUGUGGAGGCCGUACAGAAAACAGUGGAUGAGCACAAGAAAACCAUCGAGACCCUGCAGAGUGACCUGAUCCAACACCUUGCGAAAGAGAGUGGGACAGUCACUCCAUCACCCUCUGCGGCCCCCGACCUGGGCAGGAAAAACCUGAGAGAGGGCUUGCAGCAGGACGUGCUCCACCUUCAGAGCUCCUUAGAAGAGGUCAGCAGUUCCCUCGUGGGGUAUCAGAGACAGAAUGACCUCAAGCUUCUGGGGAUGGAUGGGACAGUCAGGAAUCUGACCCAGAGAGUCAGCUCGGUAGAAAGCGGCCUGGCAGCUCUGAACAAGUUAGGGAAGAGAGACAACCUGUCCUUCACCAUGAUGACUGAUGGAGCUUCUUCUCUGAAAAAAGACUCUCAUAAGACAGAUGGGGAACAAGCUCAGAUCCUAAAGAAAGAAGAAAGUUCAGUCUCCAAACUGAGGGAGAAGCUCCAGCUGAUCACUGCUCUCACAAGCAAGCCGGAGGCCUUCAAAGAAGAGAAAAAGCAGAGUGCUGCUUCAGAGCCAGCGACGUUCCCCAGAAUUUCCCCACGAUCCCUUGGAAACCAGGUAGAGGCGGCUAAACACCUGAAACCUGUCAUCCCAGAAAUUUCCAGCCUGGCAGAUCUCCUGGAUUUGUUCCAAAGGACGGGCCAGGGGCCUGAGGGAAAGCUGUCCUACCAGGAUCUCUGGAACCUGCUUGGCUCUGCCCUCCCAUCUGCCCAGAGCAUGGCAGAGUUUGAUGUGGACAGAGACGGGACAUACUCCUUUCCAGAGCUGAGACUGGCUUUAGGCAUUGAGCACAUGGAGCAGAACUAGAAUUGGGAGCCCAGCCCCGGUCUUCAGCUAGCCAUCGCCUGCCGCGUCAGCCCUCCCUCAGCCCAGCAGUCCCCACAUCUUGAAAGCUGCAUAGCACUCCUCAUUUGGAGAGUCUAGAUAACGGUUAUUUUUUUAAAGAGGAGAACAUUUCCUUCUGGAAAGUAACUGCUUUCAGGGCACCCACAGGAACGUCGCUUUUGAAACGCCCGCCAAUCCAGAGAGUCCUCCUAACUCCGGUCCCUCUCGAGAGGCAAGACCAUGUCUUUAAACUGAACACGGUGUACAUAGAGAGAAACCCCUAUUUUCUAUUUUACAUAAAUUUGCCUUAAAUUAGCUGCACUUUAUAGAAACCCAGAAAAAUCUUGUCUUUUUCUGUCCGAGAGAGGCCUUUUCCAAGCAUUUGUCAGUAAUUGACAUUGAAUGGGGAAUUAUGUGCACUGGGGAGACGUGAGAAAACGGUUCUGAAUCGGCCACUAGUGUCCAGACCCUUCGUGCAGGACCCAGGCGGGAGAGCUGCUGCCUCCCCGGGGUUUUCUCACUAAGCUGUCACCCUGCUCCCAUCCCCAUCCUGACCAACGGGUCAGAAAAAGGGCCUUGUGGGCCCCUCCAACCUCGUUGGAGGCUCUUCAGGUUGUUGAGCUUAGCUAAAGUGUUUGCAGGAAAGGAUGGUGUGAAACCCUGGAGCCCACCUUUUGUGGCUUCUCCUCUUCCUGAGAUGUUGCCUUCCCCUCCCUGCCUGCCCCCUCCUCCCGCCAAUGGGAUGGACACAGACUCAUCCCCUCUGGGUGGUCUCUGCCUGGUCAUUGGGGCCAUUCUGGGGGGCGGGCCACCUCUCAUCUGCCGGCGGCCAGUGUCAGAGCCUCCCCCGGGAGGUUUCCAUGGGCAACAAAGUGAAAAUGAAAUGUCAGACGUGCCGGGCCCUUGCAUGAGACAAGAGGCCAGAAACCCCCGGAAUCUUAGCAAGUGCAAUAGCUUUCCUUCUUCCCCCCCAGUGGGGCUGGUGGUAGGUGUUUGGGGCAGUCAGUUCCAGCCGCAUCUGCCACGUCCCGAAGCAUCUGAGGAGGAAGCAUCUGCAGAGUCAUCUGUGGGGACAGGGAGACCGGAGAAGUCGUGGGGCAAAUGCCUUUAUUUAGAGGGUUUGGGUGUUGGCCCCUUGGCAGCCUGGCAGUAAAGCAUUGCCCCUGCUUGGGUGGGGGCUGUUCUUUGGCGCGAUCCUUAAGUUAGAUUCACAAAGCCCCUGUCGAGGCAGGUAAAGGUCGGCUGGGGACAGGCGGGCCAGUGCCCCGGGAAUGUGUCCGGUCUGUGCGACGGAGGCUACUCCCUGCAUCCCCCUUCCGGCCACAUCAUUUCCCAGCAGGGGGACGUGAUCCGCUGACCACUGUCCUGGCCUUGCCUGUGACCCUCUUUGGUACACCUGUCCCUAUGAAUACUCUAACAACCAAAUAAAAUUCUAGCAAUAAAACUGACCACUCUUAAGAGCUGUAUAUAUUGUCCAGUGAGGCUUAUGUCUACGCCUGUGAGAGUUUUUUUUGGUUUGAAUUUUUUUUUUUUUGAAAAUUGAUUUCCAUGAAACAGCUAAGGCUUCAGAGCAGUUCGGAGAUCUUGGAGAGCCUUUGGGCUGUUUUAGUUUAAAAGUGCGUUUCUUCUUGAGUUUGGCUCAGGCGCUUACCCAGGAGGAAUCCCAUUGGCAUGGGCUAGGCCAGGGCCAGCCAGGUCGUGAGUCUGUCUUUGCUGGCCAACUCCCAGGGGUCCCAGGGUCGAAUCACCUGCCUGACUCCCUGAAGCACAACGCACUGACUGGCGGUGCUGCCUGGGCACCCAAGGCCCGAGUGACCACCUCCUCCAGGCCCAGCAGCAUAGGAUGGCCCUCAAGGGAUGGCUUUCUCUGGCCCCGUGCAGCCAACCCCGCCGGGCUCCCCAGUCAUUUUGCCUGCUCUCUGUGGCUCCCGCUCUAACUCCUGGGGCUGUUUCUUGCUUUUGGACCCGGUUGUGGGGACGGGGGUUGGCCAGGGAGCUCCCCAGGUUCUUUCCCAAAACUGGCCGGCAGCUUCCAAUCUUCGGAGUGAGGAGAGGUUGGGACGGGGCAUCAGAGGGAGGUGUAAUGAGACCCUAAGGGAGAGAGGAUCCCUUCUUCAUUAGUUGUGAUUUAGCCCCUCCCAGUCCAGGGUCAGAGCAUCUGUGCCUAAGGACUGAAUCAGGAGCUGAACUCCCCCAUCGCUCCUUUGUCCCUCUUCUCUCCCUCCUAAUUUCUGUCUCUUUGUCUAUCUCUGAAUCUCCCUUUCUCUCCCCCUAUUUCUCCAUCUCUCUCCCUUUCUCUCUUCUCCCCCUGACCCGUCUCUCUCUGUCUCUCCCACCCUUCACCUUGAGAUGCUCCCUUACUCUCCUGUUGGAACUACAUUUGGUAGAGCAUUAGCCAUCUUGUCCUUGGUUAUCUACCUUGUCACUGUCUCAUCCUGAGGCAACAGGUGGAUCUGUCCUGUCCUGGGACCCGAUUGGUCCACACCCAGAGAGGGGCUGGAUGUCUUCUGCCUGUGGAGUAGCCUGGGUCCCCAUCCCUGAGAGAAGCUUUGCACUUUAACAUGUAACAAGUUUGAAUUUCUCUAAAUAAAACAUUUCCUCUUUUUUUCUGA
This is a messenger RNA of Sarcophilus harrisii (Tasmanian devil), 4464 nucleotides long. RefSeq names its product EF-hand calcium binding domain 14 (gene EFCAB14). The coding region runs from base 329 to 1834 and encodes 501 amino acids. NCBI's taxonomy places the organism in Eukaryota, Metazoa, Chordata, Mammalia, Dasyuromorphia, Dasyuridae. Gene Ontology annotation, molecular function: calcium ion binding. The record is from RefSeq and is a predicted model, not a curated record. The transcript has 11 exons.